UGCAUCAUGUUCACGGAGAGCGCAGUCGCCGUUGCCGCGCUCGCAGUCGCGUACGUCUACUGGCGCUUUGGUCGCAAUGCGCCAUUCCUGCCAGGUGUGCCCUUUCCAGCGUCUCUCCACCAGCCCUUCUUGGGUGUCGCCGGGCUCCUCGGCUCAAUCGACGGCUGCGACCGCCUCUUCGCCGACGCUGCGGACGCCAACGGCAUGGUGUCGUUCCGGCUCCUCACGACCAACGCCGUCUCAGUGCUUAAGGCAGCCCACGUGCGUCAAGUCGUGUGUGCGACGAGCUACCGCGAAAUGGUUCCGAUCCUCGGGAACCACUUGCGCAAACUGCUCGGGGGUGCGUCGCUUCUGCUGCUGUCGCGCCACGAGUGGAAAGGCCAUCGGCGGCUCAUUGCCAAGGCCUUCCACUGGCAGAGCCUCGCACAAAUGGUGCUGACGAUGGUGGCAGUCGCCGAAGCGUUCGUCGACGUCGCUCUGCAGACAGCCGGUGGCGCGUCCGUGGAUGUGGCACCGCUGCUCAAGCUCGCGGCGCUCGAUACGAUCGGUCGGUGCGCAUUCGACUACGACUUCGAAGCGCUGGCCAACGGCACGAACGACGUCACGUCCGCCUUUGAGUUUCUUUUGAACGAAGCUAAGCGCCGCGGCUUUGACGACACUCUGCACCCGGCGAGUCUUUGGUAUGACCUCCCGACACCGGCCAACCGACGGUACAAGCGUGAAGCACGCAUCUUGCGCUCAACGCUCGAGUCGAUCGUCGUCGCCCGCAUGUCGGACCAUGCAACAACCAAGCACGACCUGCUUGGGUCGCUUCUCGCUGCGGCCGCCGACGAAUCAAGCGCCGUGACACCGACGACGCUGGCCGACAACCUCCUCACGUUCCUCUUUGCGGGCUUUGACACGGUCGCGAUUGCACUGGCGUACGCGAUGCACCUCCUCUCGACGCACCCGGACGUACAGGCCAAGGCGCUGGCCGAGGUCGAAGCAGUCGUGGGCCGCAGCGGAUCCAUCACAUACGAAGCGAUCGGACGCCUUCCAUACGUGUACGCAGUCAUGACCGAGGCAUUGCGACUCUUCCCACCAGGACCUGGAACGAGCCGGACCUUGGAGGCAGAUCUGGUCCUUGACGGCCAUUCGAUCCCGGCGGGCACGUUGGUCUACUUGCCGAUCUGGGAAAUCAACCGAUCGCGCCUCAACUGGGGUGACGACGCCGAUGCAUUCCGGCCCGAGCGCCACGUGGAAGAAGGAGCGAGCGACGAGAGCUCCUCCGACCGCGCCUUUCGCAUGAUGUCGUUCUCGGCCGGACCGCGCAACUGCGUCGGCAUGCGCUUUGCGAUGCUUGAAGCUGUUGUUGUGCUGGCCACGACGCUACGUCGGUGCACGUUAACGCGCUCGUCGGACGCGCCGCCCGUGACGCCCAAGAUCUCGGGCAUUCUACAAGUGCCAGCCAACGGUGUCUGGGUCCGCGUCGCGCCACUGCCUCCGGGCGCGUAAGAUGUGUGUAAUGAAACUCAG
Molecule: messenger RNA, 1515 nt
Organism: Saprolegnia parasitica CBS 223.65
Lineage: Eukaryota; Oomycota; Saprolegniomycetes; Saprolegniales; Saprolegniaceae
Exons: 1
Coding region: 7-1494 (495 amino acids)
Molecular function (GO): heme binding; iron ion binding; monooxygenase activity
Source: RefSeq, a predicted model, not a curated record